This is a messenger RNA of Hyla sarda, 1400 nucleotides long. It is a transcript of the gene PTPN4, whose product is annotated as protein tyrosine phosphatase non-receptor type 4. Gene Ontology annotation, biological process: protein dephosphorylation. Gene Ontology annotation, cellular component: cytoplasmic side of plasma membrane; cytoskeleton; cytoplasm. The record is from RefSeq and is a predicted model, not a curated record. Gene Ontology annotation, molecular function: protein tyrosine phosphatase activity; cytoskeletal protein binding. NCBI's taxonomy places the organism in Eukaryota, Metazoa, Chordata, Amphibia, Anura, Hylidae.
GCCGAUCUGUGUGUCCCCCGUCUCAAUGAAGGGGAUCAGGUAGUAUUGAUCAAUGGACGGGACAUAUCCGAGCACACGCACGAUCAAGUCGUCAUGUUUAUUAAGGCGAGCUGCGAGAGGCAUUCUGGGGAGCUGGUGCUCCUGGUGCGGCCGAAUGCCGUCUAUGACAUCGUAGAAGAAAGGAUGGAGAACGAGCCGGAUUUCCAGUACAUCCCUGAGAAAACCGCCAUAGACAGCGUCCACUCGGACGACGACACUCUGAGAGAGUCCAUGAUCCAGCUGGCAGAGGGACUGCUCAACGGGACCGUCCUGGCGCAAUUCGAUCAACUGUACAGGAAGAAGCCGGGGAUGACCAUGUCUUGUGCCAAAUUACCUCAGAAUAUUUCCAAAAAUCGAUACCGAGACAUUUCGCCUUAUGAUGCUACACGGGUCAUAUUACACGAGGGCGACGAUUACAUCAACGCAAACUAUAUAAACAUGGAGAUCCCGUCCUCCUCAAUAAUCAACCGGUACAUCGCCUGCCAGGGACCGCUGCCAAAUACCUGUCCUGACUUCUGGCAGAUGACCUGGGAGCAGGGCUCGUCCAUGGUGGUCAUGCUCACCACCCAGGUGGAGCGGGGGAGGGUGAAGUGCCACCAGUACUGGCCGGAGCCCACGGUCAGCUCGGAAUUUGGGAAUUUCAGAAUAACCUGCCAUUCAGAGGAAGGGAACCCCGCUUAUGUUUUCCGAGAGAUGACGCUGACGAACCUGGAGAAAGAAGAAAGUCGCCCUCUCACUCAGAUUCAGUACACGGCGUGGCCCGACCACGGGGUCCCAGAUGACUCCAGCGACUUCCUAGAUUUUGUUUGUCUUGUGAGGCAGAAGAGGUGUAACCGCGAGGAGCCGGUCGUCGUUCACUGCAGCGCCGGGAUUGGUCGGACAGGCGUGCUCAUCACCAUGGAGACAGCGAUGUGUCUGAUGGAGUGUAACCAGGCCGUGUAUCCACUGGACAUCGUACGGACGAUGAGAGAUCAGCGCGCCAUGAUGAUCCAGACUCCGAGUCAGUACAGAUUUGUGUGUGAAGCCAUCUUGAAGGUCUAUGAAGAAGGGAUCGUAAAACCUUUAAUAACAUCACUUCAUUAAUGGAAGGAACCAGCGAAUGAAGGAGCCCGCCACCACCUCACCUCCCCGCGGCAGGGAGCGCGCACGCUCAUGGGAUGUGGCCGCUCGCCCCGCGCCCGGGAGCCGGUGACACAGAAGGACUUUGAGUAGAAAUAAUACAAAUCAGCACUGCUGCACUUUAUGUUAGAAAGAAACAAAAUAAUAGAUUUCUGAACCUCGACAUUUCUCAUGCAUCAAAGGACUCGAUUGUUUUUGUUGUUUUUUGUUUUUUUUAUUGUAUUUUUGAUUUUGAUAUUUUU